AUGAUUGAGCUAUCUUCAACAAUACCCAGUCAGAUUCGGUUCCUUCUUUGCUCCUUGGACGAAGCCAAUGUCGACUCCGUCUUUCGUGAUCUCUGUCAGUUCAUGGAGUAUGGAAUUGAAGGAAGUAUUUUGACGCUCGAAACAUGUUUGGAAUAUUUGAAGACCGACUUGAAAAACAUGCAGUUGGAACCUGUACUUGUUUCGGUUUUCAAUUUGGAGAUCACUGAAGAUUUCUUAGAGAAUUUGUCUAAUUUAUUGAAGUUAUCUGUGGCUGAGAAAAUUGGUAUUGGUCUCGCACUCUCUGAUUCAGAUAAUGCUGAUACCAGGAUGUUUGCAAAGAAGUUUUGUAUGGCUCAAAUUGAGGAAUUGUGUGCGAAUCCUGUUCCGAUAAAUUCUGUUGAGCAAAUUCAGAAUAUUGUUAUGUUCCUCCAGCGGUCUGAGGGGUUUUCCAAGCAUGUUGAUAACUUUAUGCAGAUGUUGUCAUUAAUGCAGUCGAAAGAUGUUAUCCCAUUUGUUUUAACUCCAUUGAUUUCUGAUGAAAUGCGCGAGGCCAAUUUUUUGAGAAAUAUGGAUAUCUUGCAUGGAGGCACAGAGAGUGAAUUUGAUGCUAUUUUAGCUGAAAUGGAGAAAGAGAUGAGCUUGGGAGAUAUUGUGAAAGAGUUAGGCUAUGGAUGCACAUUUGAUGCAUUGCACUGCAAAGAAAUAUUAUCUCCUUUUCUGCCACUGUCAGAAGUUACCAUCUCUAAGAUACUUGGAACAAUUGCCCGCAAUCUUACCGGUCUUGAGGACAACCAGAGCACAUUUUCAACGUUUGGCUUGGCUCUUGGUUGUAACAUUGCCACUGAUCUUCCACAGUUAAGCUCCUGGGACAUUGACAUCCUUGUGAAAACAAUCAAGCAACUUGCUCCUGGUACUAACUGGAUUCAAGUUAUCAAAAAUCUAGAUCAUGAAGGAUUUUACGUAGCUAAUGAGGAGGCAUUCUCCUUUCUGAUGUCUGAUCCAUUCCCUCUCCAUGCAGUCUGUGGGUCUCUUUGGAAGAAUACCGAAGGUCAACUAUCUUUUCUGAAAAAUGCAAUACUGGCACCACCAGAAGUGUUCACCUUUGCCCAUUCUGGAAGGCAGCUGAACUAUAUUGAUGCUGUGCAUGGUCAUAAGCUCCAAGUUGGGCAUGCUAAUCAUGCAUGGUUGUGUCUUGACCUUUUGGAUGUGCUUUGUCAACUGGCUGAGAGGGGUCAUGCUAGUUCUGUUCGAUCAAUGCUUGAGUAUCCUCUCAAACACUGUCCAGAAUUGUUGCUUCUUGGAAUGGCCCAUAUCAAUACUGCCUAUAGCCUCCUCCAAUACGAAGUGUCUUUUACCGUUUUCCCUCUUAUAGUCAAAAGCCCUGCUGGUGGUGGUAUGAUGCUUUACCUGUGGCAUCUGAACCCUAAUCUGGUGUUGCGGGGAUUUGUAGGUGCUCACAAUGUUGAACCAAACAUCAUGAUCAAGAUAUUGGAUGUAUGUCAAGAGCUUAAGAUUUUGUCAUCAGUAUUAGACAUGAUUCCCUUUCCUUCUGGUAUCAGAUUAGCAGCCCUUGCUUCAAGAAAAGAGCUUUUAGACCUCGAAAAGUGGCUGAGUCCCAAUACUCUUAGUAGUCUUGCCAAAUCUUAUCUUGGGAAUUCUAAAUGUGGCGUUACUAUGGAAUGUCUCAAGUUUCUGAAGGAGAUUCAGCUUGGUGGAUCACAGGAUUUUUCUGCCAAACCUUUUCAUCAUCAAAGUAAUAUUGUGAAUCUUUAUUCAGAGACUAGUUCAUCAUUCCUGAAGGUCCUUAAAGCCCACACCAGUUUAAUUAUCUCUACCCAACUUUCUGAGGAAAUGGAGAGAUUGCAUGCAACAGUUAUGGACUCUAAUCCGAGGCUGCAAAAUGGUAGCUCAGCAGAUUCAUCUACCCCUGAUGGGUUUUCGGAUGAUGUUGAGGCAGAGGCAAACUCUUAUUUCCAUCAAAUGUUUUCUGGUCAGCUGACAAUUGAUGCAAUGGUUCAAAUGCUUGCUCGAUUCAAGGAAUCUUCAGUGAAAAGGCCACCAUCACAGAGUUUUGAUAUCAGGGGUUCUGUUAUCAAGCACCAGCUUGUUACUCAUCUCACUCUUGGGAUUGCCUUGCGUGGUGUUUUAGAUGCGCUUCGCAAACCUCCAGAUUCCAAAAUGUUUGUGUUUGGGACCAAGGCUUUGGAGCAGUUUGUGGAUAGGUUGAUCGAAUGGCCGCAGUAUUGCAAUCAUAUCUUACAAAUAUCUCAUCUGCGCGGUACUCAUACUGAGCUUGUUGCUUUCAUUGAACGAGCACUUGCCAGGAUUUCAUCAGGGCAUUUGGAACCAGAUGGCACUAACAAUGCUUCUGCUGCUCAUCAUCAUGGUUUGUCUCAGGCUGCCUUGUUAAAUGGAGAGUCAAAUAGCAUUAGCAUUCCACAGCCUGGGCUGCAACCUUCCUCUGCACUAUACAGUCAACAGAGACAUGAAAGUUCACUUGAUGACCGUCUGAAAGCAUCUGCAGUUCCAUUUAAUGACAUUAAACAAUUUCCAUCUUCCAGUGGGCAAUCUUCAGUUGCUUCAAGUGAUGCUUCUAUUGUUCAGAAGAAUACAGUUUCUUCUUCGGCGUUGUUGUCUUCUUCACCUGGUUUUGUCCGUCCUUCCCGAGGAGUUACCUCUACCAGGUUUGGCUCUGCUUUGAACAUCGAAACACUUGUAGCUGCUGCAGAGAGAAGAGAAACACCAAUAGAGGCUCCAGGAUCAGAGAUUCAGGACAAAAUAUCAUUCAUAAUUAAUAAUAUUUCAGUUGCAAAUGUUGAAGCUAAAGCAAAAGAAUUCACUGAAAUACUGAAGGAGCAGUACUAUCCCUGGUUUGCCCAGUACAUGGUCAUGAAAAGAGCAAGCAUUGAACCCAAUUUUCAUGAUUUGUACUUGAAGUUCCUUGAUAAGCUUAAUUCAAAAGCUUUAAAUAAGGAGAUUGUCCAAGCAACAUAUGAAAAUUGCAAGGUUCUUUUGGGAUCAGAGCUUAUAAAAUCUAGUUCAGAAGAGCGUUCAUUGCUGAAAAAUUUGGGAAGCUGGCUUGGGAAAUUAACUAUUGGAAGAAACCAAGUGCUAAGGGCACGUGAAAUAGAUCCUAAAUCUUUGAUCAUAGAGGCAUAUGAGAAAGGAUUGAUGAUAGCAGUUAUACCAUUUACAUCCAAGAUUCUGGAGCCAUGCCAAAGCAGUCUAGCAUACCAACCUCCUAAUCCUUGGACCAUGGGCAUUCUUGGAUUGCUGGCUGAGAUCUACUCAAUGCCAAACUUGAAAAUGAACCUCAAAUUUGACAUAGAGGUCUUGUUCAAGAACCUUGGUGUAGAUAUGAAGGACAUAGCACCAACUUCUCUUCUGAAGGAUCGGAAAAGGGAAAUUGAAGGGAAUCCUGAUUUUUCCAAUAAAGAUGUUGGAGUAUCCCAACCACAGAUGGUUCCUGAAGUUAAGUCUGGAAUUUUAUCUCCACUAAAUCACGUAGAGCUACCACUUGAGGUUGCAAGUCCACCUAAUUCUAGUGGUCAUACUCAUUUGUUGUCGCAGUAUACCUCUCCUGUUCAUCUUUCUUCGGGUACGUUGAUGGAGGAUGAAAAACUAGCUGCAUUAGGGUUGUCUGAUCAGCUCCCUUCUGCACAAGCUCUAUUCCAAGCUACUCCAUCCCAGUCCACUUUUUCUGCUAGUCAGGUGCGGUUGAAUUACAUUAGUUUAUGUUUCUUUGACGAUCUUUAUCUCAUCAACGACGACAGACUGGUUCCUGCUGUAAUGGAUAGAGCUAUCAAAGAUAUUGUGUCUGGUAUUGUUCAGCGAAGUGUUUCUAUUGCAACUCAGACAACAAAAGAGCUUGUUCUAAAGGAUUAUGCCAUUGAAUCCGAUGAAACACGAAUUUAUAACGCAGCACACUUAAUGGUUGCCAGUCUAGCUGGAAGCUUAGCUCAUGUAACAUGCAAGGAGCCAUUACGUAGUUCAAUAUCAAGUCAGCUAAGGAAUUCAGUUCAGGGUUUCUCUUUAACAAGUGAAAUUCUGGAGCAUGCUGUGCAACUUGUUACCAACGACAACCUUGAUCUUGGGUGUGCAGUGAUUGAACAGGCUGCCACAGAUAAGAUUGAUAAGCAAGUUGUCACUGGGUCCCAAGUUACUCCUGUCGUGUUGACACAGGAAGAACCAAUCUUGGUAUGCAGGAUAUCACCUCUAAAUGGCUUGCGCUAUUUGAUCAGAAAUGUGGCCAUACAAACCAUUGACACAGAAAUAGCUCAACAACUAUUAAGAAGGAAGCAUAGAGAUGGUGUUGGUCAAACAUUUUUUGAUGCUAACAUGUAUUCCCAAAGUUCUAUGGGUGUUGUACCUGAGGCCCUUCGCCCCAAGCCCGGUCACUUAUCUGUCUCUCAACAGCGAGUUUAUGAGGAUUUUGUUCGGCUUCCAUGGCAAAACCAAUCUAGCCAGAGCUCACAUGUCAAUCCUACGGGUUCUGUUUCUUCUGCUGCUACUGGUCUUGCUAGUGCAUAUGGUUCAGUUUCAUUGGAUGUGGCUUCUGAAGCUAUUGAAUCUAAUUCAGCAGCACUUCUUAGUGCUUCUUCAAUUCAUAGUGCAGCAGCUGAUGGAGUUAUCCCACAAAGUUCUGAAAACAACUCCAUCAGUGCUUCAUUUUCUGCUACAGCUUCGUCCUCUGAACUUAAUCCAGUGGAAUCCUCAGAUGUAGUAAAGGUUGGAGGAUUUUUUGCUGAUGCUGAAUUGGGAGUUUCUUCUCAACUGUCUUCGUCAGCUGCGUCUGAGCGUGUUGGGAGUAGCACUGCAGAUGCUUCACUGAACACUAGGGAUGCAUUGGACAAGUACCAUAUUAUUGCUCAGAAGUUGGAGACCUUGGUAACUAGUGAUUCUAGAGAAGCUGAAAUCCAGGGGGUAGUUGCUGAGGUUCCUGAAAUCAUACUCAGAUGUGUCAGUCGAGAUGAGGCUGCCUUGGCUGUGGCACAAAAGGUUUUCAAGGGUUUAUAUGAGAAUGCAUCAAAUGAUUUUCAUGUUAAUGCUUGCCUCGCUAUUCUUUCUGCUAUUCGUGAUGUGUGCAAGCUCGUGGUUAAAGAACUCACUAGCUGGGUGGUUUACUCAGAUGAGGAGCGAAAGUUUAAUAAAGAUAUUACCUUUGGCCUGAUACGCAGUGAAUUGCUGAAUCUUGCAGAGUACAAUGUUCAUAUGGCAAAACUUAUCGAUGGUGGAAGGAAUAGUACGUCCAAGGAAUUCUUCUUGUAUAGAGUAGGCAUUAUUGCACUUGAUUUGAUUACUAAUUCCAUAAAUUGUACAGAGGCUGCAACGGACUUUGCCAUUUCCCUUAUCCAAGCUUUGGUUGUUGAAGAAUCCAAUGUCAUCUCUGAACUCCACAAUCUUGUUGAUGCACUGGCCAAGCUUGCCGCAAAACCUGGAUCUGCCGAGUCAUUACAGCAGCUGAUUGAGAUUGUUAGGAAUCCUGGUGCCAAUGCAGCUUCUCUAACUAGUUUAGCUCUUGGAAAGGAGGACAAGGCAAGACAGUCUAGAGACAAGAAGGUCUGUGAAGAUGCCAUGCCUACCAAUCAGUUGAUAGCUAACAGGGAAGACUUUAGCAACGUUGAAUCUGUGGAACCAGAAGGUUUUCGUGAGCAGGUUUCCAUGCUUUUUGCGGAAUGGUACCGGAUUUGUGAACUUCCUGGUGCAAAUGAUGCAGCUUCUACCCAUUACAUCUUCCAGCUGCAUCAAAAUGGAUUAUUGAAGGGGGACGAGAUGACAGAUCGCUUUUUCCGUGUACUCAUGGAUCUUUCUGUUGCGCACUGCUUGUCCUCUGAGGUGAUCAAUUCCAGUGCACUGCAAUCACCUCAGCCAGUGCAGGGUCUCUCCUUCCUUGCAAUUGAUAUUUAUGCAAAAUUGGUCUUUUCAAUCCUAAAGGUGGAGCAGGGAUCGCAUAAACUCUUUCUUUUGUCGAAGAUUUUGGCCGUUGCUGUGAAAUUCAUACAAAGGGAUUCAGAGGGGAAGAAAAAUUCUUUUAAUGCGAGACCAUAUUUCAGAUUGUUUAUAAGUUGGCUUCAAGACCUCCUUUCCCCAGAGCCUGUUAUUGAUGGUGAGUUUCAUGCCAAGAUUGCUCACAGUGAACGCGCAGAAGGGCUGGCCCUAUGUCCAGCGAUUGCUGGUAGACUUGUUUCAGUUCCUGGAGCCUUACUUGAGGAAUGCCGAGCUAGCAGUGCCAGUUCACUUGUUGUAUAA
Messenger RNA from Dovyalis caffra, 6249 nucleotides. NCBI's taxonomy places the organism in Eukaryota, Viridiplantae, Streptophyta, Magnoliopsida, Malpighiales, Salicaceae. The record is from the annotation of a GenBank genome assembly.